Molecule: messenger RNA, 750 nt
Organism: Elgaria multicarinata webbii
Lineage: Eukaryota; Metazoa; Chordata; Lepidosauria; Squamata; Anguidae
Gene: FGF11
Product: fibroblast growth factor 11
Exons: 5
Coding region: 1-729 (242 amino acids)
Biological process (GO): regulation of voltage-gated sodium channel activity
Cellular component (GO): cytoplasm; nucleus
Molecular function (GO): growth factor activity; sodium channel regulator activity
Source: RefSeq, a predicted model, not a curated record
AUGGCCGCGCUAGCCAGUUCCCUGAUCCGUCAGAAGCGGGAGAUCCGUGACCCCGUCGCCAGCCGCCCCGUCUCCACCCAGCGGAAGGUUUGCCCUCGCGGGACCAAGUCGCUAUGCCAGAAACAACUGCUCAUUUUAAUCUCCAAAGUCAGACUGUGUGGGGGGCGGAAGGGCCGGUUGGAAAAAACACCGGAACCGCAACUGAAAGGCAUCGUCACCAAACUCUUCUGCAGACACGGAUAUUACCUCCAAGUCCACCCGGACGGCAGCAUCAACGGGACGAGAGAAGACACCAACAGUUUCACCCUCUUCAACCUGAUUCCGGUGGGCCUCCGCGUGGUUGCCAUACAGAGCAGCAAAUCCGGGCAGUACAUCGCCAUGAACGCCGAGGGCUACCUCUAUACCUCCGCUCACUUCACCACUGAGUGCCGUUUCAAGGAGUGCGUCUUCGAGAACUAUUACGUCAUGUACUCCUCCACCCUGUACCGGCAGCGGGAAUCGGGACGGUCGUGGUUUUUGGGCAUCAACAAAGACGGACAGGUGAUGAAGGGGAACCGAGUCAAGAAGACCAAAGCGGCAGCCCACUUCCUCCCCAAACUGCUGGAAGUGGCCUUGUAUCGUGAACCUUCCUUACACAAUGUUGUGGAACCGGCCCUGGGCAAGAAAGCAGAGGAAGGCAGCGCCCCUGCGGCCUCCGUCAAAGAGAUCUCCAAGGCUGAAGCCACGUAGCCUUGAGGACGGGGGGGUGCG